GUUGUUCAAGAAGAAGACCACCACAAUUUGGUUGCGGGAAAUAUUUUUUAUUUUCUAAAUUAAUGAAAGACCGUUUAACUUCACGACCACCUUAAAUUAUUCGGAGGUACCGAAAAGCAAAAGCGGCGUUUCUCCUAAAGCAGAAUGCAUCCGUCUGGAGAACUCACCUCAGCGGAUUUGUUAUGGACUGCGCUACUGCAUUAUUCGGCUGCUUUACAAACUAGCACGUAAACUUGGAAAAUAGCUCAAUAGCUAGCUAGCCAAACUACGUAUGUCGAUUGUCAUUAAAUCCUUCUAACGCGACAUUGGCUGAUAUUUCGAGCGGUUUCAGUUAAACGUUAUAUGAAGACUUGACGGAAAGUUCACUUGCAACCCAAGUGAGAAAACUAGUUGUAGCUGGUGUAUGCUAGGGGGCUCUUAAAAUUAAACCUGUCGGAGCUAGUGCUUAACUUACUUGAUUUAAGCCUUUACCCCACGAACUAGCUAGAGGAGUUUUGUAAACUAUGUCCGACGUUCAAAUCUUUUAACUUAAAAGAAAAUGCGAUAGAAUAGGGACAACGGGAAAUAAGUCCCGUUCCCGUUAUCUGACGGCUUUAAAAUUGGAUCGAACACUUUGGCGUGUGGCCUGCUGGUCAGGCUUUAGCCGCGUUAGAUUUGGGGUUCACGCCGCUGUAGAGAGCGCUCAAUCCGGCUGCCUGUAAAAAUCAUACUCCGGUUUGUUGACGAACCAUGGAAAGAAUGGAAGUAGACCAGUGCGCAGGCGCAGCUGGUGGGAGCGGGGGCGGGGCUCUUCGAAGGUCGAAUAGCGCCCCUAUGAUCACAAAUGUCAGUGAUGCAAUGACAGUAUUCAACUCUAACAGUUCAGCUCGGUAUCGUCGGAGCAGUGUGUCCAUCAAUCCUAGCUGUCCCUCCAGGACCCUCCCUCCUUCUCCAUUCUCCUUGUCCAGUGAGAGGCCGGAUCACAGGAGGCAGAUGGACAAUAUGGAACUGACUCUCAGAGGGAGUUUACAGAGACUAAGUGCCUCAACUACAGUCCCCUUACCUCCUGCCGGUCACUGGCAUGAGCAUCUUUCACCAGGAUUCUAUUCCCAAGACUCUGGUGUCACUCCUAAUUCUUCCCCCAGUCCAACUAGAAGGUUUCGGGGAGGGUCGGUGAGUUCUGCUGUGAGAUGGCCGGUGGUAGCACCUUUGAAAAGGAAAGGGGGAGUGGAGUCCGACGGCCCUCCUAAAAAACUCUUUGUGGCUGGAGUUACAGAUCCAGCCCACAUAACUAGCUGUACUGUCAGUGUUCCCCAGUGUGUGGACUCCGUACCUGUUUGUUCAAGCCCUCAGAACAGCCCACUCUCACUCUCGCCUCCUCCAUCCUUCACGUCCCACCACCCCAGUAUCUAGAACACCACCACAGUGCUUACCCACUCACUCACAUGACAUGGAUUCCCAGACUAUUGUAGACUACAUGAGUCCUGGGCUGAGGUCAAUGAGACUGGCAGAGUAGGAAGGACCUGGUCUUGUCCUUGAGCUUCCAGAACUCUUGUUUGGUAGUCCUGUCUUGACAUCACUGCAUUGUUUUGGUGCUUUGAUAGGAGUGUGUUCAUGUCCACAAAUUUUAAAAGAAAACGUACCCGAGCAAACUUUGAAUUUUGAAGAAAGCCAGAUGAGAUGAAGGUGGAAGUGUCAGGGAAAGUGUCAGUGCGGACCAGUGUUAUUUGACUUGUUUGCUUGGAUGCAGCAGGACGGGUGCCCGGGGCCCUUGUGCUGUAUCUCCUUGCAUUUGUGGCAUAACUUCAAUAUUUACACAGUUGAGUUGACAUGAGCAGUGUGAGUAGAAACUGGUUAUCCUUGAUCCAUAAGGGAUUUCUUAAUUAGUUUUUGCAUCUUAUUAGCAUGCAAGUACAAGUAGACAAGUACUACCUUCCCUUCCCUUUGCUUUAUUUUAAUGUGGUGGCAGAACAUUGUUUCUUUAUGCCUGUAACCAUUGAUGUGGUCCAAAGAGGUCUUCCAAAAUGUAGACUUGCUGAAUACGUAAAGUGUCUGAUCGCUAGAAAUAUGCUGAGAUUUGUGAGUAGUUCAGGCCUCAUUUGUGUUCAUACAGGCUAAAUGUAUUAUGUUUUUAUGCUUUGCUUGUAAAUGUCCUUGAAGUGCUUAUAUGAUCAUUAAAAAAAAAAAACCAGACAAACAAACAUAAGGACCUGGUAGUGCACUGGCACUGAGUGGAAUGAUGGGUCACCAGCCUGCUCUUAAACCUGGGUCACAUCAUUCUUCCAAGGACAUUACAGGGGUCCUGUAGUGAUGGAAGAAUCACUAGGAAUGGACAUGUGACAAGAGGACUUAGAGAGCCAAAUGCAUUUACCAGCAUGAAUGCAAAAAAUAAAUAUAUAAAAACCAAGUAUUUGAGAUUAUAUAUGCUAGGCAUCUUAUUUCAGGCAGAGUUUAAUUGGUGGAUAUAAUUUUAUUUUUAUUUUUGCACAGUAUUGGACUUUAUCAAAGUUAAUCAAUAUUACUGUUUCAUAAGUGGGAUCAUAUGAACCUAGUUUGGUAUGUUUUCUGAAUGUGUUAAGGGAGAAUAAAUUACAAGAUAAUGAUGUGCAUUAACUGUAGUUUUCACAUCAUGCAGACAUAUGCUUUAGUGGUUACAGAGAACUGGCUGAGCAAGAACAGGGCUGUUGUGGAUCUGAUCUGAAAAGUAUACAGUGCCCAUAGCACUUCAUUCAUCUGAAUUUUAGUUUAAAAGAUGAAACCAUUGUUAUGAAUUCGAGUAGCCUGACAGUGGCUAAAUUGUAAUGUUGUUUUUCUGAUUUGAGUGUGUGAACUCUGCUAAAAUCCUAUUAUCCUAUAUUUCACUGGCAAAGAAGAAACUUUUUUUCAGAUAUUUUAUAUAUUGCUUUUUCUGUUUUGCUUUUUUUUUACAAGCUUUAUUGCUGGUACAAUGAAACACCUUGUUAAGUAAUUCCAAAGAUACUUGCACAUGUUGUCAGUCUCCAGUUGUCAGAUAUGUUUUGUGUGAUUAUCAAAGAAUAAUACCAGUGGUUAUCUACGUUGGUCCUCCAAAAUGAAUGUGCAAUAUAGAUUAACUAAAAACACAAACUAGGAUAGAUUGUCAUUUUCUUCAUUGUGGGUUGUACGCCUUACCUGUCUUUUUCUUAUUUGAACCAAUAUAUUGAUUAGUUGAAUUGAUAUUUAUUGAAAAGGCCAUUUUAACUAAAGGCCAUAAAAUGGUUAAGCUUGUUCGAAAACUGUCCCAUCGCGAUCUUAAGUUUGGGGGUGAAGUAAAGGCAUCCUCUAGAAAAUCCAAAAUAUUGUACUUACUUGGCUUGGAUUAAUUUUGGUUUUGUAUAGUUUUGCCUUUUAUUACUCUUGAUUAGAUGGGGAAGUUUGCUCGAAGAGUCACCAUUGGUGGUUGCAUAAAACAAAAAAAGAAACGUUAAACCGGUGUAUGAUUGUUGCAAAGUUUUCUGCAAUGUCUGCUGGGACACCCAGAGGAAGGAUAAUGGUUGUAAGCACAUAGAACACUCUAUAAAAUGACAGUCAAUGGCUCUUGCCUCUUGUGUUUGAGAUGUAAAUAUGUUCUAGUUGCCAAAAGAAAAAAAAAAUUAUUUUAUGUAUUUUUUAUGAAACUGUAAUAUAAAACAGGUAACGAAGGUAUAUUCAUUCCCUGAGUAUUACAUCUGGUAGUCUCAUUUCCAGUGGAUAAGAAGUGCAGAACAAUUUUAAUAUGUAUAUUGUAUAUAAAGAUGUGACAAUAAAAUAAAGCUGCAAUU
Electrophorus electricus (electric eel) is the source of this 3758-nucleotide messenger RNA. RefSeq names its product P2R1A-PPP2R2A-interacting phosphatase regulator 1. Gene Ontology annotation, molecular function: protein serine/threonine phosphatase inhibitor activity. NCBI's taxonomy places the organism in Eukaryota, Metazoa, Chordata, Actinopteri, Gymnotiformes, Gymnotidae. The record is from RefSeq and is a predicted model, not a curated record.